Messenger RNA from Mizuhopecten yessoensis (Yesso scallop), 1416 nucleotides. RefSeq lists its product as uncharacterized. The record is from RefSeq and is a predicted model, not a curated record. NCBI's taxonomy places the organism in Eukaryota, Metazoa, Mollusca, Bivalvia, Pectinida, Pectinidae. The transcript is spliced from 5 exons. Bases 84 to 1331 code for a protein of 415 amino acids.
GGAAAUCUGCAUUAUAUUCACACUCUCAGAGGACACCAAAUAGACUUCAUAAGAUUGUGUCGAAGGAUACACGCAAAAGAACAAUGACUUGCUGUUUCGUGAUCGUUCGCUAUUUGCUAUUGGUUGCACUUGUAUCACAACAUUUUGUCAUCGGUCAACAAGUACCGGCAAGAAAAAUACACGUGCACAGAGCACUACUUUUUGAUAGAGCACGAAAUUUCACUCUCGACAAUGGAUCGGACUCUACCUACGAUGCACAAGUGAACUACUUGACUGAAGCCUCCAUGCUGGAUGGUCUUCGUAUACAUUACUGCUACGUCAAUGUUAAAGUCUUCAAGAGUUCAGCACUUAAGUACCCGGCAAAUAAUGUGUCUGUGUUUGCGCUAGUUAUAGACCCGACGCACUCGGACAAUAACAUUAAUUUCACGGGCUAUACAGAAGCCCAAACUGAUAUAAACGGUAACGCAUGUGUUCGAACAAUAUGUAGAAAAAAUGCUAUAAUAUUUGUCGAUACUGGAAUCGAGCGCUUACAUAUAGCUGCCAAUCAAUUGAUGCCAAGUCAAUUAAGCAGUACGUCAUUAAGUGCAACCGAAAUACUGUUAAAAAAAAUAUAUCAGAUUCCAGCUUUCUUUCAUCCGCCUGGUCCUGUUUAUACAAAAGGCUUUCUUCCUGAGUGCAAAAAUCCACAGCCAUUAGCUUAUUACAUCGGUUUUCAUUUCCUUGGACCACCGGAUAAAUUCGAAGAAAACACAAAUGCAUCAAAACUCUCUUACGACGAAUCGUGGUACCCACUACGUGAGGGCGAGUCUGGAUAUAAGGUCUGCUACAUCAAGGUCAAGGUCCAGACACCAUUCUAUAACGUCAGUAUCAAACUGGAAAGUUACAAUAACCAAAGUAACUUCUAUUACGGAAGUAUGACGUCAGGACCAAAAGAAGACCCAAAGGCUGGCAAUAUUUUGAAUAGAGCGGCAUGUAUAGAAUACAGAUGCCCCUAUGAAGAUCCGAGCAGUGGGAAAAUCAUCGCUACGAGAUUAGAAGGAAAACUGACAGUUCCUAGAUCAGUUUCUUGCAGGAAAAGUAAUAUUUCACCGGAUUUUCAAUCGGGCGGCUUCAAUAUAACCAACUCUAACUUUGAAAUAUCCUUGACACCUCAUGAUGAUUAUGGGCCGAAUGCUGGUAUAUAUUUUAAUAAAGUCCGAAAGGUUGCUAAGUCACUUUGCUUUACCGGGGCCAAUGAUAUAAUUGACAAUUACGAAAUGAACCCAGAUACAGGCUAUGCCUUUCAGUUUACAUGUGAGGCGAAUUUACCGUCUGAUAAUUUAGUUGGCUGAUUGAGUUUGUGUGUACUUGUACAUGUAAUUUAAUGAACUUGUUAAGAUUCAUUAAUAUUUCAUACGCGAACCCAUAUUCAAUUUA